UUUCAUUGAUUCUACUGGUUCAACCUCGACUCUUUCCACUCAUGUAUCCUUCGAUCUCGAACGUAUCGCCUUAUGCCAUCUGAUGAUCUGCAUGCUGUCAGCCUCACGCGGCCAUGGACACUGGGCUCGAGCCCACGGCGAAACGCCGUAAACUGAGUGACAUCCCGCCCGAUGCCUUAUCAGCCACCAGCGCAGCCUGCUCAUCUUCACCCACCCUCCUUACAGACCUACCGGAACCUUUCCAGUCGCAGUACAUCGUACUGGCCCGAGCCGAGUGCCCAAUACUCGUCGGCUUCGACGCUUUCGAAUCGUCCUAUGAUUAUCCUGCGAAAGCAGCGCUCGAUCUUGCGAUCGAAGAUCUCGAUCUCGCAUCGCCGUACCGGGUUACAGUCAAAAAGUCUCCUCGCGCGAAACUCUCUCAUAUUCUUGAGAUAGCGGCUCCAUCAGCUAAAGACCUCCAAGUGCUUGAAGACAGUAAACAUCUAUCUUCUGUUGCGAGACACAAUGGGGGCACGGCUUUACCACUCGCCUGUUUCGCGGCGACUGUCAGCUCACGCGACAACCAGCACUUUCUCCAGAUCCUGAUUCUUUGGCAAAAUACCGCACAGCUGAGAGAUAAGAUCGAUUCAGAACUGUUUGAUGUGAUGGAUCACUACUGUCCUGGCUCGUCUGGCCGUUCUUUGCAACCCGAACCCUGGGAUCCUCGACAAUUUUACGACAAUGUCCACGUUCCAGAUAAAUCAGAAGCAGCUUCAGCCCAGAUAAAUAUUCCUUUCCUUGUCUCUGACUUGUAUCCCUUCCAGCGAAGGGCUGUGCGUUGGCUUCUGCACAGAGAGGGGGUGGAGUUGCUUCCAAACGGAGAUAUAAGCCUGAUACCAACCUCGGAAGACGCCCUCCCUACCGGUUUCGAAUCCACAAAACUCGAUGGUGGCAGAGAUUGCGUCGUCAACAAAGCUGUUGGCAUGAUCUCCACAGAAUAUGAAGUCGUACGCAACUUUUAUCGCAGUGUGCGUGGCGGUAUCCUCGCGGAAGAAAUGGGCCUCGGUAAAACUUUGGAGAUCAUUUCGCUGACCUGCCUUCAUCGGCGACGUGAUGAUGUCGCACCUCCUCCAGGUCUCAGAUCAUCCCGUUCCACGCUGAUCAUCACUCCCGUGACGAUUCUUGAACAAUGGAAGCAAGAAAUUAACAAGCACGCUCCAGGACUGAGGGUCUACCACUAUCGCGGCGUCAGUUCUUUUAAGAAAAGCCCUGAACAGGUCAUGACGCAACUUCUCGAAGCUGAUGUCGUAGUUACGACGUACAACGUUGUCGCACGCGAAAUUCACUACGUCCAGGCAAAGCCAGACCGGCUGCUACGGGGUGCCCAACGUCCGGAACCUCCGAAAAGUCCCCUUACCCAGAUCUUCUGGUGGCGAGUCUGUCUGGAUGAAGCACAGAUGGUAGAAAGUGGCGUCUCUUCCGCUGCGCAGGUUGCAAUGCGUAUUCCGCGCCAUAACGCUUGGGCUGUUACGGGUACACCACUUCGAAAGUCUCACAAAGACCUUUUCGGCUUGUUUCUCUUCUUGCGUUUUGAGCCAUGGAGCCAAUCCGCAACUCUGUGGCAAUAUUUGGUUGACCACCAUCGACCCAUGCUCCGGGAUGCGCUGAAACAAAUUUCUCUACGACAUACGAAAGAUUUUGUUCGGGAAGACUUACGCCUUCCCCCUCAAAGUCGACACAUCAUCACGAUCCCGUUUACCCCUAUUGAAGACCAGCAUUAUACAGAGCUUUUCCGAGAGUUAUGUGAGGAUUGUGGCUUGGACAGCGCAGGCGCGCCUCUUACAAACGACUGGGAUCCUGACUCGCCAAAGGUCAUAGAGAAACUGCGUUCGUGGUUGUCGCGACUUCGACAGACAUGCCUUCACCCGGAAAUUGGGCACCAAGGCUGGAAGGCAUUGCGCCGGCCAGGUGGGGUUCUGCGGACCGUUGAAGAGGUUCUUGAUGUCAUGAUUGAUCAAGUUGAAGGCCAGGUCCGUACCACUCAACGGACGUGGCUCAUUGCAGCCAUCAGAAGGGGCCAAAUGAAAGAAAAUGCAAAAGAGACUCAGCAAGCCCUGCAAAUCUGGCAAAGUUCCUACAACGAAUCUUGCAUUAUUGUAGACGAGUGUCGCCGCGAGUUGGAGAAGGAAGCACGCUCGGGAAAGGAAGCAGUUCAAGACGAGAAACCCGACGGCCAGGAGGAGGAUGAAGACGAAAACAAGCACCUGACAACUUUGAAGCUUCGAUUGAGAGCGGCCCUAGAGAUCAAGCACGUUUGUACCUUCUUCAUUGCCAACGCCUUUUUUCAACUCAAAUCAUUACAAACCCCUGACACCGAGGAAUACUUCGAGUUAGAGAGGCAAGAAACACAGACCUACGAGGAAGCAAAGUCCAUUCGGGGUGAACUCCUUGCAGAAGUCCUUAAGUCUGCCAACAAAUUGAUCACUGCGGUCACAACUAGAGCUGCCGAAGAUCGUACCCAAAUUCCUGAGCUUUUGCCGGUGAAAGAAUUGACGGGCAUUGAAUCCCGAAGGAUCAUCGACAGGAUCCAUGCUUUUGCCGAAGAAAUGAAUAAACAAGCCGCUCACUUUCGUGAUGUUCAAAAAGUCAUGAUGAAUUUUUUGGGACAGGCCCUGCUUGACCAGGAUGAAGGAAUUGAGCUACAAGGCGAUGAGUAUGAGACGUCCACAAGACAGCAAGACGAAAUGUAUGCUUACAUGGAGGCUCUGCGAGCACUCCUUGCUGACCGCAAUGAAGCCAUCACUGGUCAAGAGAACUAUCUCAUCCGGCAAGAAAUGAAACAGUUUGUCCGGCUAGCCAAAGAAGGCGGCGGCCCUGCCCCCGCGCUGAUGAUCAAGCUGCUGGCCGAGCGAGAGCUCAACCGCGUGGAUUGGAAAAAGCUCGGCAGCAUGCGCGGCCUAAUUGGUGAAAUCAGGAGUCUCGUAACAUCUCUCGAAUGGCAGGCAGGAUUGGGAGACAGCCGUGCGGAUCAUGAACUGAGUGUCAUCAAUCCCAUUCUAGUGACAGUCUCUGAGCAGACCAAUGUUCAGGCCAGGUCUUUAUCGAACCUCGAGCAACUGGUCAACCAGAUACGGGACGCGAUGAACGGCCGUCUGGAAUUCUAUCGCGCCCUACAGAAAAUCUCCGACACAGUCGCGCCCUUUGAAGAAGACAACGUUGGCAAACCUUUGAAUGAAGUACGAUACCAAGAGUUCAUUCGUGACGAGACUAUAUCGAAGGACAAGGUCGACACUCUGACUACCAGGCUGCGAUACUUGAUGCAUUUGAAGACAGAAUCUCAAUCGGCUACACCAAGAAUUUGCACCAUCUGUCAGUGCGACUUCGAAGUCGGGACUCUCACCGUAUGUGGACAUCAGUUCUGUAAGGACUGCAUCUUGAUGUGGUGGGGACAGCACCACAACUGUCCUGUGUGCAAAAGAACACUAGGUCUGAAAAACUUCUACGACAUCACUUACAAGCCAGCCGAGGUCGCUGUCCAAGCCGAAACAUCUCUGCAGAAGAGCUCUCUCACGGGAGUUCCAAGUGAGCGCUCGCUGAACCAAACAAUCUAUUCUGAUGUCAGUGUGUCUAUGAUGAAUCAAAUCAAAGUCAUAGAUCUACCGGGAGUAAGCUACGGCAGCAAGGUGGAUUUUCUAUGCCGCCAUCUGAUCUGGCUGCGUCAAAACGACCCGGGCUCAAAAUCUGUCAUCUUCUCGCAGUAUCGAGAGUUUCUAGGUGUCCUUGUCCGUGCUUUCACAGCAUGCGGGAUCCAGUUUGGUCGUAUCGACGACAAGGAUGGGGUGGAAAGAUUCAAGGCUCAACCCACGGUGGAAUGUUUCCUCCUGCACGCAAAAGCUCAUUCGGCUGGUCUGAAUCUCGUCGUCGCCAAUCAUGUUUUCUUAUGUGAACCUCUGAUCAACACGGCCAUUGAAUUACAGGCAAUUGCUCGUGUACAUCGUAUCGGUCAACAAAGAGCCACAACGGUGUGGAUGUAUCUUAUCGCCGACACGGUAGAGGAGUCAAUCUACAAAAUCUCGGUCAGCCGUCGUCUCAGUCAUCUGACUAGCCGUCCUAGGCGUAUCGAGCUCAACGGACAGGAAGGAGAGUCGGUGCAAGAGACGGCUUUGGACAUGGCGAAUUCGAUCGAGCUUCAGGAAGCAGAUCUAUCAAGAUUGUUUGAGAAGCACGGGAAAGUUGGGGGGGAGAUGGUGGAAGCGAGCGAUCUCUGGCCUUGUCUGUUCAGCCGCGUCAAGAAGACAGAAACCGUCAUGGCUGGCGUGGCUGGUGAGGAAGCAGGGACCGAAGUUGGACGUUUUCUUCGAGGGGAGGCUGCGAUGAACCGAAGACAGUAAGACACGAGGACAUUUUGGACUUUAUGACUCUGGGUUCUGGCGCUAUACCAUGCAGAACCUUGUAGAUAUGCUAGAUACCCUAUUUCGUUUUAGAUUGGUUAGAACAGAGUAGAAAGCAUGCGCA
Molecule: messenger RNA, 4494 nt
Organism: Exophiala mesophila
Lineage: Eukaryota; Fungi; Ascomycota; Eurotiomycetes; Chaetothyriales; Herpotrichiellaceae
Exons: 1
Coding region: 114-4370 (1418 amino acids)
Biological process (GO): protein polyubiquitination; DNA damage response
Cellular component (GO): nucleus
Molecular function (GO): ATP-dependent chromatin remodeler activity; ATP binding; ubiquitin protein ligase activity
Source: RefSeq, a predicted model, not a curated record